CCGGAUAGAUCAGCCGCCCUGAGCUCAGAUGUCCUUGCUGCCGCACAAAUGCUCUACCAGAAUGGACAUGAUAACCUCUCUGCCCUCCAUAACCAACUCUACGCUGAGCAUGACCUGCUGAAUCACAACAGUAAUACCAACUAUCAUACCAACAGCAAUAUACACCUCCAGCAACAACAGCAGCAGCAGCAGCAACAGCAACAGCAACAGCCACUGCCACAGCAACAACAGCAGCAUCAUCACAGCCAUCAGAUGGAUGCUAAGCGUGCGCAGCUGGGUCAGUAUAACGACGGGUCUGUGCCGCAAAAGGAGUUCCUUGUCAUUCCAAAGGGGAUACAUACCAGUACCAUGAUUUUCGACCCCGCUGCACACAGCUCACCGGCAAAAGACCACCAGCAACCAAGAAUGCGAGCCAACGCCUCGAAGCUGGGCCCUAGUAUGCUACAAUGGGGAUCAGACUCCGGAUUUGCUCAUCAAGGCUAUCGUCUGCCUCCAGGUCAACCCACAGUCGAGGAAACGACAGAAAACCUCCUCCAUAACCUAGAGUGUCUAGAAGCCCAGUCCAGCGCGGCCAACACUCGGCCCUCCAGUCCCGUUCGAAAACUUUGUGAUAGAAAGGAGGCUGCAUCGUCCCUGGCGGCAUCACGGAAUCCAGUUCCACCAUCCUUCGAAGACAGACCAAAGAAGCGACGGAAGAGCAACAACAAGAUAAAAGAAGAAGACUCAGAACUAGCCAGCGCCUUGUCAGCAUCCAAGUCACCAACUACCACUACUCCUACAUCAUCCACAACAAACUACACUGUUUCGUCAUCCACCACAACCACUUCGUUUGCUCGUCCAUCAUCUCGCAAGUCAAAAGGCUCCUCACCUGCCGGAAACGGCACCACCAUCAAACCUGUACGAGAAAACCUGUCCGAAGAACAGAAACGUACAAACCACAUCCUCUCCGAGCAGAAACGCCGAAACCUGAUUAAACAAGGGUUUGACGACCUGUGCUCGCUGGUCCCCGAGCUAAGGGGGGGAGGGUACAGCAAAAGCACCAUGCUGACGCAAGCAGGCGACUGGCUGGCCGACCUCCUGGCUGGCAACGAGCUUCUCAAGGCACAGUUGGCGGACCUAAAGGCGAGAGGAGGAUAACAGAUGGGUGCACAUAAGCCAUGCAUAUUGACUGACAUACAUAUCAUACCGCCUAUAUAUCGUUUAAUUUCCCUUAUGUUCUCUGUUGGACGGACGGAUCUUAUUUGUUUAACAUGGCCUUGUUGUUUGGCGCGUUUACUAUAUACCACCCCCAUGUCUUGCUUCUGUCUGUAUAACCUCGCUUUCUAUCUACCUGAUGAUACUCAUGUCUUCUCUUUUCUCUCUUUCUCUCGUUUUCCGCCUAUAUACUGCCAUCUACGGAGUACUUACUCCCAUGAUGUAACGAGGCAUUCAUACGGCAUCAGCACGGCAUCCCGCACUCGCAUAAUUACAUACAAUCUACCUACAUACCUACAUACCUACAUAAACAAUACAGAACUCUUGUUCCAUAGCCAGUUUCCUCCAUAGUGUUCACGGUGACAUUCUACUGUUCUAUGAUGGGCUACGGCCUCCCCGAUAAUCUCCAGCGCCAUGCAAACGCCCAUCUUGCAUCCACCGUCCACCGUCCUCCACAGCCCACCUAUAACACUUCCCAUCCACAUAUAACAGAAGGCACACCAACCACAGCAAGCAGUUCACUUCUCAACUGAGCUGUUAUAACUCCCCCAUGCGGAGAGUGUUCGGGGAAUUUGCCCAAAUGCGACAAACCUCCCGACAGAUCAGACCCAAUUUUUUUGCUUCUUCCCACCAAAUUUACUCCUGUGGAUGUACCGCGGUUCGCUGAACAGUUUCUUACUGGCGCAGAAGCUGGAAGGUUGGCGGACGAAGGGAAGCCAAAGCAAC
Messenger RNA from Trichophyton rubrum CBS 118892, 1920 nucleotides. RefSeq lists its product as uncharacterized. Lineage: Eukaryota; Fungi; Ascomycota; Eurotiomycetes; Onygenales; Arthrodermataceae. The record is from RefSeq and is a predicted model, not a curated record. Gene Ontology annotation, biological process: regulation of transcription by RNA polymerase II. The transcript has a single exon. Gene Ontology annotation, molecular function: DNA-binding transcription factor activity, RNA polymerase II-specific; RNA polymerase II cis-regulatory region sequence-specific DNA binding; protein dimerization activity. Bases 49 to 1137 code for a protein of 362 amino acids.